Messenger RNA from Drosophila suzukii, 1355 nucleotides. It is a transcript of the gene Doc1, whose product is annotated as Dorsocross1. Lineage: Eukaryota; Metazoa; Arthropoda; Insecta; Diptera; Drosophilidae. Gene Ontology annotation, biological process: cell fate specification; positive regulation of DNA-templated transcription; regulation of transcription by RNA polymerase II. Gene Ontology annotation, cellular component: nucleus. The record is from RefSeq and is a predicted model, not a curated record. Gene Ontology annotation, molecular function: DNA-binding transcription factor activity, RNA polymerase II-specific; RNA polymerase II cis-regulatory region sequence-specific DNA binding.
AUGCUUUCCAUGCAAGAGCUAAUGGAUAUGCGGAUGCAGCAGCAGCUGGCCCACGAGAUUUACCGCCAGCAGAUCAUGCAGCGCAUUCCAGAUCCCUUCCCAUCGAUGCUGCCUUUCAACAUGCCCCACCACCAGCAGCCGCAAAUGAUGCUGCCCAGCCGCCCCACCCUGCCCGGCGUGGAGGCCAAGUUGGAGAACAACGAUCUGUGGCAGCAGUUCCAUAAAAUCGGCACCGAGAUGAUCAUCACAAAGAGCGGCCGACGCAUGUUCCCCUCGAUGCGGGUUUCGCUCAGCGGAUUGGAGGAGGAGGCCAGCUAUUGCGUGCUCCUCGAGAUGGUGCCCAUUGGCGACUGUCGCUACAAGUUCUCCGGUUCCCAGUGGGUUCCGGCCGGAGGAGCCGAGCCCCAGAGCCCACAGAGGAUGUACCUGCAUCCGGAUAGCCCGGCCACCGGUGCCCAUUGGCAGUCCCAGGCACUGCUCUUCAACAAGGUCAAAUUGACCAACAAUACCCUGGACAGCAGCGGACAUAUCGUUUUGGCCAGCAUGCAUAAGUACCAGCCACGCCUGCACAUCAUCCGCAGCAGCGAGCUCACCCAGCUUCCUUGGGCUCCUCAGCAGGCGUUCGUUUUCCCGGAGACGGAGUUCGUAGCUGUCACGGCCUAUCAGAACGAUCGCAUAACCAAACUGAAGAUCGACAACAAUCCCUUCGCCAAGGGUUUCCGUGAGACGGGUCAGUCACGCUGCAAGAGGAAGAUGAACAGCAGUGGGAACUCCAGCCUGGAGUCGGAGGACGAUGGCUCCAGUGUGAGCAGCUGUGACUCUCCGCAGGCGAAGCGCCAGCGCCAGGACUUUGAGCAGGACUCAACGGGCAGCGUUUCCCCAGCUUAUUAUGGAGCACACCCAGCACCCAGCUCCAUGUCGCCGUAUCUCCGACAUCCCUUAAGCUAUGGACCCAGUGGAGCUCCCGGAUUGCCGACCAACUUUGCAGCUGCCUACUUUGGUGCAGUUCCUCCUCAGGUGCUACCAAUGCCACCAGCCACAUUUGUGCCCACUCCAGCUCCAGUUAGUCCUGUGGCAUCACAACCAGUUGGCUCCAGCACACCCACCACAUCACCAAGGCCUUCAACCUCCACCAAAAGAAAUAGCUUCAGCAUUUCAGCCAUUUUGGCCUAUUGAACAAAAUCAUAAAACAAUCUACUUAAGUUGGAGUCAUCUUCUGUUGUGAUUAGUGAGAAACGUGUGCAUAUACUCUGUAAGCUACUGUAUUCUACCUAUAAGAUCGUUUAAGAACCCUGCUGCAAUCGUAUACUUUGUUAAUUCGUUUUAAGUGUCUUUGGCCAAAAUAAACAAAUCUA